AUGGAAUUAGGUUUUCCACUAGACGUAAUCCUGUUUUUCACGUCUGCCCUUGCAGGAUUUUUCAUAUACACCAUAUAUUUUCGACCGAAAGAAUCGCUGAAAGCUUACAAGGUGGUAUCGAAACGUUUCAAGGACUCUAGUUUGUACAAGAGUCUCGGGUUCACCGCUGAGUUUCACGCCAUCGAGGAUAAAUUUGCAACAUUCGACGAAGUUUCGCGUGCAGUGAAAAACGCUGGUUUAGAGUCUAGUAACCUGAUUAUCGGUAUCGAUUUCACAGCUAGCAACGAAUGGCAAGGAAGAAAGAGUUUUUCCGGGCGAUCUCUUCAUCAUGUUUUCAACAGCACGAAGAAACUGAACCCAUAUCAGCGCGUGGUGCAGAUAAUUAGCAAGACUUUAGAACCAUUUGAUGAAGACAACCUUAUACCUGCGUUUGGAUUUGGAGAUUUAUCGACAAAAGAUCACAGCGUAUUUAGCUUUAACGUAGACGGAUCUCCUUGCAAAGGCUUGGAUGAUGUUUUAACGCAGUACAGCGAGGUUGUGCGUCGAGUUACUCUGAGCGGACCAACUUCUUUUGCUCCGCUCAUCAACAAAGCUAUAGAGAUUGUUAAACAAGAUCAAUCUUUUAAUAUUCUAGUCAUCGUAGCUGAUGGCCAAGUCGUGGAAGAACACGAUCAAAGCACACGAGAGGCGAUUGUGGAGGCGUCGAAUUUUCCCCUGGCUAUCUUAGUCGUUGGUGUUGGAGAUGGACCUUGGGACCGCAUGAAAGAGUAUGACGAACUUCUUCCACAAAGACGCUUCGAUAACUUUCAGUUUGUAGAGUUUGAAGAAGUUAUACGCAAUGCCAAGUAUCCAGACACUGCGUUCGCGCUACAUGCUCUCAUGGAAAUUCCAGAUCAGUAUAAGGCAAUCAUUGAACUUGGACUGAUGCAGUCGAAGAGUAAAGAAGAUUAA
Molecule: messenger RNA, 951 nt
Organism: Porites evermanni
Lineage: Eukaryota; Metazoa; Cnidaria; Anthozoa; Scleractinia; Poritidae
Source: the annotation of a GenBank genome assembly